Ambispora leptoticha is the source of this 492-nucleotide messenger RNA. The record is from the annotation of a GenBank genome assembly. Lineage: Eukaryota; Fungi; Glomeromycota; Glomeromycetes; Archaeosporales; Ambisporaceae.
AUGAGAUCGAUAAGAGUGCCAUUCACCGAAGAAGGUACAAUCUUGGAUCAAUAUUCGCUAGAGCUUGACGGUUAUAUGACACGCCAGUUAUUCAGCAUCAGAAUUCGUCAAUUCAAUGAAACGAUAAAUGCAGCUCAAAAAUUGCUUACUGAAAUUGCUAUUGCAACUGUAAUAUCGGUUGUUGUAACUAUUAUUUACAUAGUUCUUAACAGACGAUAUAAUAGAAAGAUGCAAGAAGCAAUAAAUCAUAGACUUGAUGAAUUCAAUAGAAUCGACAAUCCGAAACAAUUAAAUUGGCGUGUAAUAACAGAUAGCUACAAACUCUCCGGAAAUCAGAUGGUAUUGAUUAUUGAAAUUGGCGGGAAACCAGACUCAUCUAUCGUAAUUAUCAAAUCAUUAGAAGAAGCACAUAUAAACGACUAUUAUAACAAGCAGGACACUAAAGAAGAUUAUUUCAAUAACGUUGAUAAUGCUCCACCAGCAUAUAAUUGA